Hyalella azteca is the source of this 3972-nucleotide messenger RNA. Its product is annotated as proteoglycan 4. NCBI's taxonomy places the organism in Eukaryota, Metazoa, Arthropoda, Malacostraca, Amphipoda, Hyalellidae. Bases 186 to 3104 code for a protein of 972 amino acids. Gene Ontology annotation, molecular function: lipase activity. The transcript is spliced from 14 exons. The record is from RefSeq and is a predicted model, not a curated record.
GCGAAAAGAGUGAGCACCUAGCAAGUCGACCUCUUCAAGCUUUAAGCGGUCAUUGAUUCGGAAGUGGCAACUAUUAUUUGGGGUAUUGCGUGUGAGUUCAUAAUUAGCCAGAAAAGAACACUGAAAAUGGGGAUUACAAGUCUGUAAUUUGUUUGUGGAGAAUCAGUUUUCAUUCAAAAGUGACAAUGUCAAUCGUAAACAGCUUCGUGAUGAAUUUCAUGUCCAAAAAACUUGUAUGCUUUGUGUUAGUUCAAAUCGUCAUGACGACGAGUGCUACUGCGAACGCUUCCGAGGUCACACUCCCUGGCUACGUCGUUACUCGCAAUCAAAGCGCUGGCAACAGGACCAUUGAUUUUCAAUCCAACGAAACAGGAUCAGCUGCAACACAAUUUGCAACACCACUGCCACUAGUUGAAGCUGCCACAGGCCCGGUGGCAGCCACCACUACGGAACCACCAGCUUCAGCGCUACAAGUUGGAUCAGCCAAAAUAGGUGGAACACAGACAGCAGGAGCAGUAGACACGGAAUCGGGAGUAACAGAAGUUGCAGACUCACUAACAACAGCAGAAACUGUUGUUCGAUCCACUGCAUUUGCACGGCCACUAUCACCAGCGACAACUGUAACAGACCUUGCAGCAACAACGCUAGCUCCCGAAGCCGUGACACCUGCAUCAGUACCACGGCCAAAAGCCGCCUCAAAUAAAAUAUUCCCUAGUGGCGGUACAGUGACAUUCGGGCUACCAACACCCGCACCACAAGUGACAGCAGAUACUCCAGUAGCAGCAGCACUGAUAGAGAAGUUCACAACAUCUGCCGGUGUUACCAGGUCUUCAUCCAAUAAACUGAUUGCCCGUCGAUCACAAGCACGAGCAACUGCAGCAGAGAAAGUAUUAGAAGUGGCACCAUUACUGCUAAAAGUCUCAGUUAGCACUGCAGUAUCGAAGAUAAGGUCAAUUUUUUCUCGACUCUUAAAACCAGAACCUGCUACCUUGACUCCUACAGAACCUGCUACCUUAACUCCUACGGAACCUGCUACCUUAACUCCUACAGAACCUGCUACCGUAACUCCUACAGAACCUGAUACCUUGACUCCUACGGAACCUGCUACCUUGACUCCUACGGAACCUGCUACCUUAACUCCUACGGAACUUGCUACCUUAACUCCAAUAGAACCUGCUACCUUAACUCCUACGGAACUUGCUACCUUGACUCCUACAGAAGCUGCUACCUUGACUCCUACAGAAGCUGCUACCUUAACUCCUACGGAACCUGCUGAGCUCGACACUGCCUUUUACCUCACCACCAAGGCUGAUCAAGAUCAUCCAUUGAAACCGGAACCAUCUGAUAUUGAGGUGCUGAAGAGAGCGCCUCUUAAUCCUCCUACAGAACCUGCUACCUUGACUCCUACAGAACCUGCUACCUCAACUUCUACGGAACCUGCUACCUUAACUCCUACGGAACCUGCUACCUUAACUCCUACGGAACCUCCUACCUUAACUCAUACAGAAGCUGCUACUUUGACUCCUACAGAAGCUGCUACCUUAACUCCUACGGAACCUGCUACCUUAACUCCUACGGAACCAGCUGAGCUCGAAACUGCCUUUUACCUCACCACCAAGGCUGAUCAAGAUCAUCCCUUGAAACUGAACCUGUCUGAUAUUGAGGUGCUGAAGAGAGCGCCUCUUAAUCCUGGCGGCCGCCUCAUAAUCCUCGUACACGGCUUCAAGCCGUCAGGAAGCUCUUCCAAUUGGACGGAGAAAAUGAGAAGAGAGCUGAUGGAAGCUGAUAGCUCUAGCAACGUGGUGGUAGUGGACUGGUCCAAGGGCGCCGAGGGCGCUGUGGACGACGAGGGCGCCGAACACAACAGGUUGUGGAAUAUCUACAGUGGAAUAUCGCAGCGGCGGAGAACCAAUCUUGCUAAUCUUGUUAGACAUAUGGUUAUCGAGUUGAUUAAAUCCUACAAGCAGGCUGUAAAGAAUACGGAAAUAGUGGCUCGGGAACUCGCCUCCCUCAUUAACAGCUUGCAGGAACUGCAUGGUAUCCCGAGUAGCAGGAUCGAACUGAUAGGCCACAGUCUGGGGGCACACUUGAGUGGCAUGACCGGUGCUUAUCUGCAGGAGCACUAUGGAACCAAGGUUCAGAAAAUUACAGGGCUAGACCCAGCCAAAUCGGGGUACGGAGGCAACGACACUUACAUAGGACUGAAGCGAGGCAACGCCGAUGAAUUGUACAGAAUUACAAGGCUAGUCCUAGCCAAAUGGGGGUACGGAGGCAACGUCACUUACAUAGGACUGAAGCGAGGCGACGCCGAUGAAUUGUACAGAAUUACAAGGCUAGUCCUAGCCAAAUGGAGGUACGGAGGCAACAAAACUUACAUAGGACUGAAGCGAGGCGACGCCGAUGAAGUGAUUGUCUAUCACACCGACACAGUCUUGUUUGGCAUAAAGGACCCCAUCGGCGACAUAGACCUCUACAUCAACGGCGGAAAAAGUCAGCCGGAAUGUUCUGGUAAAAUGCUGGGUUGCUCGCACUCCUACGCUCACGAAUUCUACAACAAGUUCCUGAAGGGGUGUACCGUCGUGGCCGUUCGCUGCCCCUCCUAUGAAAUGCUCCAAGAUGGUACAUGCCGGUGCUGCCAACCUCCCUACGAGUGCGUGGAAUUUGGAAUAAAUUCUGUGGUCCCUGAUAACCUUUCAGGCCGCGCUAUCUACUAUGUGGACGAAAGUUCCGUUGAUAGUAAACACGUGUACGACGUUAACAUCACCAUGAGCAACACUGGAUAUGAAUUUAAAUUGGACCACCUUAUCAUCAAAGGCACUAUCGGCAAAGAUGGCCCCAAUUACCUCAACUCCUCUUGGUCCCCUGCCGGAUUAACUCAUCGAUACGAGAUACCGACGACCAAUAAGUGCUUGGGUUCUUUGCGCAGCAUCGAUACAUUUUUCUACUAUAGAAGCAAUGUCCCCCGAAAUUUGUUCUCAAUAUUCGUAGAAAUGCUCGAUAACCUCAAGAGUACGCACGCUGUAGGGGAUGAUGCCGGAACCCUCAGCUCAGAAAGUAAAUUCGACCGCUCAGUUACCGUGAUAAAAAAAAAAAUAUGUACUUAAUAGUGAAGGAUCGAGCAGCUGCCAAGUGGCGACUACAGACACAACUGCACUAGGACCUGCAGCUCCAACAACUGCAUAACACCCAGCAUCUGUUACUACAUGACCAGCAGCAACAACACUUACAGUAUCAGUAUCAACACCAGCACCAGAUACGUCCACUAGUAUAUAUCACUGAUUCGCUCAUUUCAAAUCCAUUUGUAGAACAAAGGCAGAACUAGCGGUUCUGCAUUUGUUCUACAAAUGAUACUCUGCAUCGGUACAAAUGAUAUACAUCGAUACUCUAGAAAAUGCGUUUACAUAUAAUCAUGCACCAACGUAAUGACAGUUCAUCAGAAGAUAGGAUAACCGUUUGAAUUAAUUAAACCUCUUGUUCGGGAGUUAAUCUUUCUCUUGCAAAGAAUGGUAGACUUUAAUUACACCACUUAUUAUCUUUACGACGAUCUAUGAUGAGGAGUUACAAUAAAAAUGAUCGGUUGCAUGAGACUUUUGCAUGGAGCCAUGACAGUCUGAUAGUUUCCAGGUCUCACAUCCGUAUAACAGUUUUGUUAUACGGAUGUGAGACCUGGAAACUAACAAAGGGAGAAGAGAGGAAACUAGAUAUCUUUCAGACCAAAUGCUUACGGAAGAUUUGCAAGAUCCGAUGGCAGCAACACAUCUCAAACAAGUCGGUUCUUGAUAUGACAGAAGUGGAGAAAAUCAGUGAUGUGGUGAGGAGACGGAGGUGGAACUGGGUGGGACAUGUGUUGAGGAAGGACAGAGCAAGCGACUGUGCUGUGGCCCUCGGGUGGGCACCUGAAGGAAGGAGGAAGAGAGGACGCCCAAAAACAACUUGGAGGCGAAUGGUGGAAGAGGAGAGAAACCGAGCAGG